This is a messenger RNA of Haemorhous mexicanus (house finch), 5365 nucleotides long. RefSeq names its product voltage-dependent P/Q-type calcium channel subunit alpha-1A-like. Gene Ontology annotation, molecular function: high voltage-gated calcium channel activity. Gene Ontology annotation, cellular component: neuronal cell body; membrane; voltage-gated calcium channel complex. Gene Ontology annotation, biological process: chemical synaptic transmission; calcium ion import across plasma membrane. The record is from RefSeq and is a predicted model, not a curated record. Lineage: Eukaryota; Metazoa; Chordata; Aves; Passeriformes; Fringillidae.
CCCAUACCGAACCCCCCCAUACCGGUACCGAACCCCCCCAUACCAACCCCCGGUACCGGCAGCAUGGCUCGGUUCGGAGACGAACUCUCUUCUUCGGGCCGCUACGGGCCCGGCGGCGGCGGCGGCGGGAGCGGCACCGGCACCACGGCGACGACCGGGGGAGGGGGUCGCGGUGCCGGGGGGGGUCCUCGUCAGGGUGGCCCCCCCGGGGCUCAGCGGCUCUACAAGCAAUCCAUGGCCCAGCGCGCCCGCACCAUGGCCCUGUACAACCCCAUCCCGGUGCGCCAGAACUGCCUCACCGUCAACCGCUCGCUCUUCCUCUUCAGCGAGGACAACGUGGUGAGGAAAUACGCCAAAAAGAUCACCGAAUGGCCUCCUUUUGAAUACAUGAUUUUAGCCACCAUCAUCGCCAACUGCAUCGUCCUGGCCCUGGAGCAGCACCUGCCCGACGAGGACAAGACCCCCAUGUCGGAGCGGCUGGACGACACGGAGCCGUAUUUCAUCGGCAUCUUCUGCUUCGAGGCGGGGAUCAAGAUCAUCGCGCUGGGCUUCGCCUUCCACAAAGGCUCCUACCUGCGCAACGGCUGGAACGUCAUGGACUUCGUGGUGGUGCUGACGGGCAUCCUGGCCUCGGUGGGCUCCCAGUUCGACCUGCGGACGCUGCGGGCCGUGCGCGUGCUGCGGCCCCUCAAGCUGGUCUCGGGGAUCCCAAGUCUGCAGGUGGUGCUCAAGUCCAUCAUGAAGGCGAUGAUCCCGCUGCUGCAGAUCGGGCUCCUGCUCUUCUUCGCGAUCCUCAUCUUCGCCAUCAUCGGCCUGGAGUUCUACAUGGGCAAAUUCCACACCACCUGCUUCGACCUGGUCACAGACGAGAUCAAGGUGGAGGUCCCGUGCGGGACGGACGAGCCGGCGCGGAUCUGCCCCAACGGCACCAAGUGCAAGAAGUACUGGGAGGGGCCCAACUACGGCAUCACGCAGUUCGACAACAUCCUCUUCGCCGUGCUCACCGUCUUCCAGUGCAUCACCAUGGAAGGCUGGACCGACCUCCUCUACUAUAGCAACGACGCCUCAGGGAACACUUGGAACUGGCUCUACUUCAUCCCCCUCAUCAUCAUCGGCUCCUUUUUUAUGCUCAACCUCGUGCUGGGGGUCCUGUCCGGGUCAGCGCCGGGGGGGUCCCCCUUCGCCCGUGCCAGCCUCAAAAGUGCCAAGCUGGAGAACGCCUCGUUCCUGCAGCGCCGCGAGCGGCGCGUGCGCUUCCACAUCCGGCGCAUGGUGAAAACUCAGGCCUUCUACUGGACCGUGCUCAGUCUGGUAGCGCUCAACACCCUGUGUGUUGCUAUCGUUCACUACGACCAGCCAGAUUGGCUCUCCGACUUCCUCUACUAUGCAGAAUUCAUUUUCUUGGGACUCUUUAUGUCCGAAAUGUUUAUAAAAAUGUACGGGCUGGGGACGCGGCCUUACUUCCACUCGUCCUUCAACUGCUUCGACUGUGCCGUUAUCAUCGGAAGCAUCUUCGAGGUGAUCUGGGCCGUGGUGAAGCCGGGAACGUCCUUUGGGAUCAGCGUGCUGCGAGCUCUCAGGUUACUGCGCAUCUUCAAAGUCACCAAGUACUGGGCUUCCCUGCGGAACCUGGUGGUGUCCCUGCUCAACUCCAUGAAAUCCAUCAUCAGCCUCCUCUUCCUCCUCUUCCUCUUCAUCGUCGUCUUCGCCCUUUUGGGGAUGCAGCUCUUCGGGGGGCAGUUCAAUUUUGACGACGGGACCCCUCCCACCAAUUUCGACACUUUCCCGGCAGCAAUAAUGACGGUGUUCCAGAUCCUGACGGGCGAAGAUUGGAACGCGGUGAUGUACGACGGCAUCAAAUCUCAGGGCGGCGUCAAGGGCGGCAUGGUCUUCUCCGUCUACUUCAUCGUCCUCACCCUCUUCGGAAACUACACGCUGCUCAACGUCUUCUUGGCCAUCGCCGUCGACAACUUGGCCAACGCGCAGGAGCUCACCAAGGAUGAGCAGGAGGAGGAGGAAGCCGCCAACCAGAAGCUGGCGCUGCAGAAGGCCAAGGAGGUGGCCGAGGUCAGCCCGCUGUCCGCAGCCAACAUGUCCGUGAGCAUGAAGGAGCAGCAGAAGAACCAGAAAUCCUCCAAGUCGGUGUGGGAGCAGCGCACCAGCGAGCUGCGCAAGCAGAACCUGCUGGCGAGCCGCGAGGCUCUCUACAGCGAGCUGGACCCCGAGGAGCGCUGGAAGGUGCCCUACGCUCGCCACCUGCGCCCGGACAUGAAGACUCACCUGGACCGGCCGCUGGUGGUGGAUCCGCAGGAGAACCGCAACAACAACACCAACAAGACGCGGCCCGGGGAGCCGCCGCUGGCCGAGCCGCGCUGCUUCGGCCCGCUCCGCCCCGACGAGCUGCGGCGGCAGCAGCGCUACCCCGAGCACGGCCCGCGACCCCCGGAGCCCUCCUCGGGACCCCCGGCCGGGAGCCGCCGGCCCCGCAGCAGCAGCCGCGAACCGGAGCGGGAGCCCAGCCAGGAGCGCGGGGGUUACGGGGAGGGCGAGCGGCCCAAGGGGCGGCACCGGAGCCGCGAGGGGCGAGCGGGGGGGUCCCCGCCGGAACGGGAGCACCGGAGGCACCGAGGGCAUCGUAGAGGAGGGCCCGAGGAGGGAGAGGAGGGAGGAAGGAUCCCUCCCGAGCGGCGGCCGCGGCACCGGGACGGGGGCAGAGCGCCGAGGGGAGAGGGCGACGGCGAGCACGGAGAUGGCGAGCGGCGGCGGCGGCACCGGCACGGGGCACCCCCCGGGUACGACGGAGAGGGCAGGAGGGAGGACAAGGAGCGGCGGCACCGCAGGAGGAGGGAGCCGCAGCCCCCCCCGGCCCCGUCGGGCCCCACCCUGUCCACCACGCGGCCCAUCCAGCAGGAUUUGGGGCGCCGCGACCCCCCCGUGGCCGAGGACAUCGACAACAUGAAGAACAACAAACUGGCCACGACCACCGCCGACCCCCCCCCCGCGCCCCCCUCCCUGGGCAACCACGCCCCCUGCCCCCCACCGCCGCACCCCCCUCCCCCGCCCCCCGAGAACAGCCUGGGGGUCUCCAAGCCCCCCAACAACCCCUCCAAGGUGGGGGGAGGGGGCCGACCCGAGCACACGGCCGUGGACAUCCCCCCCCCCUUCCCGCCGCCCCCCAGCAACGCCCUGGUCCAAGUGAACAGGAACGCCAACCCCGAGCCGCUGCCCCGCAAGGAGGAGGAGGAGAAGAAGGAGGAGGAAGGCGAGGGGCAGGACGAGAACGGCCCCAAGCCCAUGGUGCCCUACAGCUCCAUGUUCAUCCUGUCCACCACCAACCCGUUCCGGCGGCUGUGCCACUACAUCGUGAACCUGCGCUAUUUCGAGAUGUGCAUCCUGAUGGUGAUCGCCAUGAGCAGCAUCGCGCUCGCCGCCGAGGACCCCGUGCAGCCCAACGCCCCCCGCAACAACGUGCUGCGUUACUUCGAUUACGUCUUCACGGGGGUCUUCACCUUCGAGAUGGUGAUCAAGAUGGUGGACCUGGGGCUGGUGCUCCACCAAGGCUCCUACUUCCGGGACCUGUGGAACAUUCUGGAUUUCAUCGUGGUCAGCGGCGCCCUGGUGGCCUUCGCCUUCACCGGCAGCAGCAAGGGGAAGGACAUCAACACCAUCAAGUCGCUGCGCGUGCUGCGCGUGCUGCGGCCCCUCAAGACCAUCAAGAGGCUGCCCAAGCUCAAGGCCGUGUUCGACUGCGUGGUGAACUCCCUCAAGAACGUGCUCAACAUCCUCAUCGUCUACAUGCUCUUCAUGUUCAUCUUCGCCGUGGUGGCCGUGCAGCUCUUCAAGGGCAAGUUCUUCUACUGCACCGACGAGUCCAAGGAGUUCGAGAAGGACUGCAGGGGGGAGUACCUGGUCUACGAGAAGGACAACGAGGUGAAGGCGCAGAAGCGCGAGUGGAAGAAGUACGAGUUCCACUACGACAACGUGCUCUGGGCGCUGCUGACGCUCUUCACCGUCUCCACCGGCGAGGGCUGGCCGCAGGUGCUGAAGCACUCGGUGGACGCCACCUACGAGAACCAGGGCCCGAGCCCCGGGUACCGCAUGGAGAUGUCCAUCUUCUACGUGGUCUACUUCGUGGUGUUCCCCUUCUUCUUCGUCAACAUCUUCGUGGCCCUCAUCAUCAUCACCUUCCAGGAGCAGGGCGACAAGAUGAUGGAGGAGUACAGCCUGGAGAAGAACGAGAGGGCCUGCAUCGACUUUGCCAUCAGCGCCAAGCCGCUGACGCGCCACAUGCCCCAGAACCGCCAGAGCUUCCAGUACCGCAUGUGGCAGUUCGUGGUGUCCCCUCCCUUCGAGUACACCAUCAUGGCCAUGAUCGCCCUCAACACCAUCGUGCUCAUGAUGAAGUUCUACGACGCCUCCGACACCUACGAGAACGUGCUCAAGAUGUUCAACAACGUCUUCACCUCCCUCUUCUCCCUCGAGUGUCUCCUCAAGAUCAUGGCCUUCGGGGUCCUGAAUUACUUCCGCGACGCCUGGAACGUCUUCGACUUCGUGACGGUGCUGGGCAGCAUCACCGACAUCCUGGUGACGGAAUUCGGGAACAAUUUCAUCAACCUGAGCUUCCUGCGGCUGUUCCGCGCCGCGCGCCUCAUCAAGCUCCUGCGCCAGGGCUACACCAUCCGCAUCCUGCUCUGGACCUUCGUGCAGUCCUUCAAGGCCCUGCCCUACGUGUGCCUGCUGAUCGCCAUGCUCUUCUUCAUCUACGCCAUCAUCGGCAUGCAGGUGUUCGGGAACAUCGGCAUCGAGGAGGAGGAUGACGAGUCGGCCAUCACCCAGCACAACAACUUCCGCACCUUCUUCCAGGCGCUGAUGCUGCUCUUCAGGAGUGCCACCGGGGAGGCGUGGCACGAGAUCAUGCUGUCGUGCCUCAGCGGGAAGCCGUGUGACGAGAACUCGGGCAUCAAGGAGGACGAGUGCGGCAACGAGUUCGCCUACUUCUACUUCGUCUCCUUCAUCUUCCUCUGCUCCUUCCUGAUGCUGAACCUGUUCGUGGCCGUCAUCAUGGACAACUUCGAGUACCUGACCCGCGACUCCUCCAUCCUGGGCCCGCACCACCUGGACGAGUACGUGCGGGUCUGGGCCGAGUACGACCCCGCGGCCUGGGGCCGCCUGACCCUCGCCGACAUGUACGAAAUGCUGCGGCACAUGUCGCCGCCGCUGGGGCUGGGCGCCAGCUGCCCCCCCCGCGUGGCCUAUAAGCGGCUGCUCCGCAUGGACCUGCCGGUGGCCGACGACAACACGGUGCACUUCAACUCCACCCUGAUGGCCCUGAUCCGCACGGCGCUCGACAUCAAGAUCGCCAAAG